AUGGAUGAAUUUCAAAACCUUGACGUAAAGAUUCCCAACUGUGUUUUGGUUGAAGGUAUUUCAGAUGAAGAUGAUAAAGAGGAAGUAUUUGACUUUUUGAAACAAUAUGGUAAGAUAACAAAGACUGAAAUCAUUUCUGAAGUGGAUUCUGAGUUUGAGGGCCAGUUUGUGGUUGAAUUUAGCAGUGGUACAGCAGUAGCUGAAUUGCGUUCCAUUCUACCAUAUUCAUUCAAAUCAGCUGAGAAGUCAGAUACAUUUUUUAUUUAUGAAUUAGCUGUUGUGUAUGCAGAACAUCUUGCACGGAAUAAAACUCAUUCUUAUUUACUUGAUUUACAGAAACUUGCAAAGCAUUCUGGCAUGGAUCUUGCAGAGGUGUUAAAAUCCACGAUGACUCAGAUUGGACAAUCAGUUGAUGAACUUCACUCAGCUGCUAAGAUGGAGGAUCCUGAUGAGAAGUCUGAGGUUACGGCAGCAACAAUGACGAAAGAGCCAACAUCGUCAACUGCCACUGAUCCUAUAGUUCCCAGACUGAGAAAACAACUGACAGAUGUACAGCGGCAGCUGGCUAAGCUAACAUCCACCACCACCCAGCCAAGGAUUACAUCACAACCUAAGGUAACACACAGUAAGCAGGGUGUAAAAGGGGGCAAUAUAGUGACAUCCCAGCAGUCCCCACCAGUUCAGGUUAAACCUGGUUAUUGUUUCAGGUGUGGUGAAAACGGUCAUAUUAAGCCACAAUGUAAUAAUGAACCAAAUCCUGCUCUUGUUGCCAGAAAAAGGAAACAGUUUGCUCAGCGACAGCAGAAUGUCUUUCAGAAGAAGUUAAACUAG
This is a messenger RNA of Menidia menidia (Atlantic silverside), 831 nucleotides long. Lineage: Eukaryota; Metazoa; Chordata; Actinopteri; Atheriniformes; Atherinopsidae. The record is from the annotation of a GenBank genome assembly.